Messenger RNA from Oppiella nova, 2895 nucleotides. Lineage: Eukaryota; Metazoa; Arthropoda; Arachnida; Sarcoptiformes; Oppiidae. The record is from the annotation of a GenBank genome assembly.
GUGGGCGCACAUGUAUUGCAUACGAAUCAGUGCGAAGAGUUGGCCAAAUGCUUUGAAUUGGCACUGAAUGGCAAACUUCAUGGGAAGCGACCAAUUGACGGCUCCGUUAGGAUGUCUUUACAACAGACUAAAUGCCAUAAAAGCUGUGAAUGUGGUAGUAAUGAGUCGAGUCGUCCUCUCAUUAGCUCCAGCUCUGAGAGCAGUGUCUGUGACGCCUGUUCAGAGAUAAUCCGAUUUAGCUGUUCCAACGGCUCCUCCAGCUUCGACAACGAGAUUAUCAUCGGCGGCAACGGUGACUGCGAUGAGCACUACUCGUCCCCAUCGACCUGCUCCACGAUCUUGCGCUGCUCGUCAACGCUGAGCUGCAACGGUGGCCAACCCUAUCACUCGCCCUCCGCCAGUGUGGCCGCAGAUAAUGAGUGCUACUUAACGAGCCAUUCAUCGCACGCGACGUUUAAUGGCUUUGCAGACAAUCGGUGCGCCAUUCAGUCCUUAUCUACCGUCGACUGCAAUACACUACCAAAAUGUACGCAAAACGAUAAGAAUCGGUGCUCUUCUUGGGCACCGUCUCAGUGCUGCAGUCAAUGCAGUGCUCAUCACUCGUAUUGCGCUGACAUUUACGACGGCAACGACGACGUGUUGUCCACCAAAAUGAUGGCAAACAAUACACUGUCGGCCAUAAACUUAUCGGACUUGCGAUCCAUUUCUCCCUCGUCUAUGAGAGACUGUUUCCGGCAUAAUAACAACGGCUGCACUCAUAACAUGAAUACGAUAACCAAAAAUGGAUGCAUUCUUCCCGAUCGGGCGUCCCUUUGCUCCCAGAGCUCCCACAGUUCAGGUGCCAGUAAUAGCAGCAAUAGUAGCGGUUCCCACAGUAGUGGGCACUCCUGUCACUGCAAUACAGAAUAUUCAGUCCCUCGACGUCAACAUAAACCACCACUUAUUGAGGACAUGCUGUACGACAAGCCUAAGAAUUUUCAGCACAAGAUCUGCAAUAUUAUGACUAAAAGGGAACAAAUGGCUCUUUGCAGCUGUCAUUUGGAUCACACGGAUGUGUCCAACAGAAACACAAUCACUUCCAGCCAUAAGAUUAUCGCCAAUAAUCCCAAAACAACGAUUUCGUGCGAGAAUUCUAAUCACUUUAUGCUAUUAAACGAUUCAAAUCGAGCUAAAUGUCAGCAAAUGGAAGAAUUUGGGGAACAGUACUAUUCAGUGCCCCGAACAGCCCUCGCAAACAUUUAUUUGAAGGAACUGAAAGCAUCGCAAAACUGUUUGUCUGACAACACCAUCAAAAACAUAGAGAAUGUGUGCGGAGACCAGUACGACGUCCCCCGAAAAUAUCAAGUACAUUGCCAUCAGAACACAGUUGCCAACAAUCAAAUGGAUUCCUCGCUAUUAAGUGCAUUAAGAGUGCAAAAAGUGUCGUCAAUUAGCCGACAAAAUGAGUGCAAAUCUGAUAUUCAGCUCCCAGUGAAUGGUAGUAAUGGUUCGGAAACACAGGGAGUCAACAAAGUUUUCGAUAAGAAUUACACGAUUGGCGAUAGGAAUGAGAGUGAAUGCAAUGCAUGUGUGCCCAGUAGUGCUCACACAGAAUGCCGUGAAUUAAAUAAUUGUGUUUCCAAAGCAAAACAGUCAACAAGUCUUCAAAAUGAUAAUUAUGUUAACAUUGAGUUCAUACAAUCGAUACCACUUUACGAGAAUAUUGAGUUCAUUCAAAGCAAGGAACUCAUAAUUGAUGCCAGAAUUAAAGGCGCCCUCAAAGAGCCAUUGGCUGAUAGUAAGCGCCAGAAUCAUGGUCUCUAUAACUAUGAGAUUAUGUCAGAGCUUAACGACAGGAAUCUCACGAAAAAAUCGAUAGACACGAGCGAAAGGGCACCGAUUGAUAACUAUAUGCUUAUGCGUCCGGUUAUGGCAAACAAAACUCGUGUAGAGAAGUCUAGUCCUCGCGAAUCGAUGGAAAAUAUUUCGCACAAUCCGUCAAAUCAGCAAAUGUUUGAAACAAUAAAUUCAAAUAAAAGUGGCAAAAGCUCGUCGACUAAGUUGAGUGGCAUUAAUGGCAUACAGAGUGAACCCAUCGAUGAACUCAAAAAGACAUUAUCAUAUCGUCAGCGCUCCAACUCGUCCGACAGGAACCGUGACAACCAUUUUUGCAUAUCUCUGCCAAACGCCAUGUCGUGUCCCUCGUCGCCGGCACCGCCACUCAGAUCCCAUUCCCUCCAACAGAGCCCACAGUAUUUCGUUGUCUCGAAAUUGUCGCAUAAAUCCAAAGAGAAAUCCUUUAGUAUUGACGACAUAUCAAAGACGCCGUUGUCUCAGACGCACAACCAUUUCGCAAAGUUUGGCCACAAAAUCGAUUGCCAUAAGUCAGCCGAUUGUCUUAAACAACGACUCGAUGCGGACUACCGGUCAUCAGACGAGGAUUUGUGCACAAGUAGCCAAAUAACGGUCCUCCGCGCCAGUCCUCAGCGGAGGCCCUCACGUAUCGGCACAUCCGCCAGAAUUGAAGCGCGAGGGCUGACCGCCGAAAGCUGUGAUGUUUUUGCCGGAAAAAUGCUUUCCGACGCAACACUUAAAACUGAAUCAAAACCCGUGCCGACUGUACAGCAACACGAAUGCCUCAAAUUUGUGGACUCCAGCACUUCAUCGUCAGAUAUGAGUGAUUACAUCGAAACACUAUCUCUCAGCUCCAGAGCCAGCAGUGGUAGUGAUCCAACAUAUGUCAGAUGCGAGGACUUAACACAGAAAUCUCCGCCAAUAAACCCAAUACUCGUUGAGUCAAAGCAAGUAAAUUCAGUCGACAAGAAAGUGAUGGAUUGUGUGACUCAUCGCCAGAAUGGACGGACACAUCAAAUCCUUUCGCCGGGAUAUGAGAGCCAACACUCUUCCGCUUUCAUA